Messenger RNA from Sclerotinia trifoliorum, 3659 nucleotides. The record is from the annotation of a GenBank genome assembly. Lineage: Eukaryota; Fungi; Ascomycota; Leotiomycetes; Helotiales; Sclerotiniaceae.
CAUAGUGUUUGAUUGAUAGGCUUCCAGAAAGUCUUAUCGCGGCGGAUUUACAUGCUUCAGCACUCCAUUCGGAUUUCGGAGCUCCAGAUUGCAUUUGAUAUUGAGGUCAUUGCUCAACAAACUCAACUUCGAGAGUUGAGUAGAAUCGUCAAUUUGGCUUUACAAUAGCAACAUAAUAACUACCACCCUACCCCUCAUCUCACAUAAUUAUACUUUUCGAUUGUUGUCUAGAAGGAGAAGAUUGGAUUUCUUACUUUCGACUUGAUUAAUACUACAGUACCACUGCAGCAGUACUUAGACUACGACUACGACUGCGACUCCUACUUCUACUUCCUCUUUCCUACUCUACCUACUCUACUCGAUACUUUUACUAUCUCCCCUCUGCUACCACCUCUGCAACUAUACCUUUCAAAGAUCAUAACUUACAAGUUCUAUUCGAUUCCGAUUUCGGCUUCGUACUCAUCGAAAUUUCAUACCAACCCUUUUCAAUACAGCUCAGUUUACGUGACUCAGAUCGACUCAGAUUGUCAAUCUAUCUGCUUUCCGCCCUCGCAGGUGGCUAAGAAGCUGCUCUCAAACUACUAUCACAAGCGCUGCUGUUAUCAAUUAGAGUGGGAAAACGAGGAAAAGGUUAGCCUGCACCUUUCAAAAACCUUGAAAAUACCGACAUAGUCCCUUUUAGACUUUAAACUACUGAAAGCGAAAAAAAAUCUAAUUGGAUGCAUUUAGGUCAAUUUCCUUCGAAAAUUGGAGCAACUAGAGGAGAGUCUUCCCACUUAAAUGCCUUCAGCCAUUCAUGCAGAACCCCAGGACAAUUUGGCGUGUAUGCUACCCACCCCUUCCAUAAAAUCUCAUGGAUUCUUAUCCACUAACGUCCCACUUGCAGCGGACUAUCGACGUCAGUCCCAACUCUCUCAAUUCGCGAAAGCGGCGGUUUUUAACUAUCGCACUAUGAACCCACCUAAAUCUUCUUCUCAACCCCUCAGUACAAUUCCUGGUAGUCUCAUCCUCGAACGCGAUUUUGCUGUUUGCAAACCACAGUCCGAUAACUAUCUCACACUUCCUCCACCUGCUAUACCUGCAGUUUUAACUCGAAGUUUUCACCAAAAAGCCGGCAUGUCUAGCGAUGGAGUCACCGAUGGAGUUGGUCACCCUCUCUCCGACACACCCCUCCCAAGUGGACCUUCAACUGCUCAAAGCAGUCCAAGAAUGUGAGUCUAUCUCUAUUCCCAUCAAUUCUUCCCGGGUCGAUGAACAGUUUCGUGAGGAAUGUACAUAAAAUUAGUCGGGCGCGGGAAUCUCAACAAUUUUUUUACUUGAACCUCAACACUGACGAUCGCAGUCUUCCACUUCGACAGAAUUCUGGCACCACCACUCCCCGAGUUCGAGCUCCUGCUACGACCCUCAACAUUCCUGGCAUGACCAGAUCUCGCGUUUCUCCUGACGGUAAAAUUGCGCAACGAGAUGUCGCCUCAAAAUUGGUGGUUAUUAUGGUAGGAUUGCCUGCUCGUGGAAAAUCAUAUAUUACAAAGAAAAUUCAGCGAUAUUUGUCAUGGCAGCAACAUGAGACUAGGAUUUUCAAUGUUGGCAAUCGACGUCGUGUUGCGGUUGGAAAACCGCAGCAGUCAAAUGGUACACCACCGAAAGCUCAGGAAUCAGCUCAUCGUCCAUCUGUUUCAAGCCAAUCAAUUCGCACAGGCUCAAUUGCCGGAAAAAUAGAUGCACCAACACAAGCUGCCCACAUGAUUCUUAAUGGUGUAGAUCCAACUCAACAGGAUCAAGAAACCGAAGGUCUUGACCCGAAGAAAAUUUCUUCACCCGGCGAAUUACCUGAUCCUGGAAGAAUGGAUCAAUCGGCCAAAUUCUUUGAUCCUAUGAAUUCCAAGGCGGCUGCAAUCAGAGAGCAGGUAGCGAUGGACACCUUGGACGAGCUCUUAGAUUUCCUCUUGCUAGGAAGCGGCGCUGUUGGUAUCCUGGAUGCUACAAACAGUACCAUUGAACGUCGCAGACACCUCUUUAACCACGUUAAGGAGAGAGAGCCAAAACUUGGUAUUCUUUUCAUAGAGAGUGUUUGCGAGGACGAAAGUGUACGUACAUCAUUUUGUUCUGAGGAUACAAUUUACUAACCGUCUUUCUAGCUGCUCGAAGCAAAUAUGCGCUUGAAGCUCCGAGGACCCGACUACAAAGAUAAGGAUCCAGAAGCCUCUUUGAGAGACUUCAAAUUACGGGUCGCUGCCUAUGAAAGUGCAUACGUUCCUUUGGGAAAAUACGAGGAAGAUAAUCAUAUGCAGUACAUCAAAAUGAUAGAUGUCGGACGAAAGGUCGUUCAUUAUCAACUCAAGGGUUUCUUAACAGGGGGCAUAGCCUCGUAUUUGUCGACAUUCAACCUUUCCCCAAGGCAAAUUUGGAUCACACGACAUGGAAAAUCCAACGAUAACGCGAUUGGCAAACUUGGUGGUGAUUCUGAUCUCACCCCGGAAGGACAAAAAUAUGCUCAAGUUCUUCACAACUUCAUCACAGACCGUCGAAGACGAUGGCUUCUGGAGCAACAACAAUCUGCCAUUGAGAGUGCAAAAUAUCCCCCGGGAGGUGAGGCAGUCAGAACACCACCUUAUCCAGACAUCAUGGGGGAAUUGGACGAGAAGAACUUUUGUGUAUGGACUUCAAUGCUCAAGCGAAGUAUCCAAACGGCAGAGCACUUUGAGCAGGAUGAAGAUUAUGACGUCAAGAACUGGGAAAUGUUAAAUGAAUUGAAUGCGGGCUCUUUCGAAGGAUUGACCUACAAGGAAAUCGAAUCACGCUUUCCCGACGAGUACGGCAAGCGAGCCAAGGAUAAAUUGCACUACAUUUACCCUGGAGUUGGAGGUGAAGGUUAUUUGCAGGUUAUCAGUCGACUUAGGGAUAUGGUCCGAGAGCUUGAACGUAUUACAGACCAUGUCCUUAUCAUUGGACACCGAUCCGUCGCUCGAGUUUUGAUGGCAUAUUUCAUGGAUCUUACCAGAGAUGACAUUGCCGAUUUGGAUGUACCUCUGGGCAUGCUUUAUGCGAUUGAACCAAAACCUUAUGGUAUCGAGUUCCACGCAUACAAAUACAAUGAACAAGGAGAGUGGUUUGAUGAAUUGCCAGGCUAUAAGCCAAGGAAGGAAACGGAGAAGGGCAAUUAAAGAUUUGAUUGUCUAUUUCACAGUGAGGAAAGUUAGAAAACGAACAGAAAUGUAAAAUAAGGGACUUCGGAGUUUAUAUGAUUGGGGAUGGGUUUGCAUUACAUUGCAUAGCGAGGUCUCAUUUACAAAUUGGGAGUUUUUAAGGUUGAUUUUGGGGAAAUGAUUUGUAACAACAAUUGGGAGAUUGGAACUGGUAUUAGGGAUAAAGAAACGGGGUGGGGAGGGGGUGAAUGUGUUUGGCGUGCGCACAAGAAUGGGCUUAUACUUUUAUAGCAAGAUGGAAUGAAAGCGAUGGAGGAUUGCUUGAGCAUUCUAUCCACGUCAGAGGGAAAUUUCCACUAGAUGGCUUCUGGUCUUGCUUUUUAAAGGGAAAUUACAAUAGAUGGAAGAUCAGAGAAUACUAGUUACCUUCUGUACAGCGAGAUGGAAUUAGAGAAUAGAAAUAUUUCUAGAGCAAUGAACUUUUUGAUUCACUGUCAGAAUGAGGGUGGAAUG